AUGGCGGCGGCGACGGCGGCGGCUGCGGCUGCGGCCUCCUCGGCCUCGGGGUCAGGGGGCCCUCGAGAGGAGGCCGAAGCCCCGUGCCUAGCUUGGGACGAAUCCCAGCUCCGCAGCUAUAGCUUCCGGACGCAGCCCAUCCCGCGCCUGAGCCAGAGCGAUCCUCGGGCCGAGGAGCUCAUCGAGAGUGAGGAGCCUGUGGUAUUGACUGACACAAACUUAGUGUAUCCUGCCCUGAAAUGGGACCUCGAUUAUCUGCAAGAGAACAUUGGCAAUGGAGAUUUCUCAGUGUAUAGUGCCAGUACCCACAAGUUCCUGUACUAUGAUGAGAAAAAGAUGGCUAACUUCCAAACUUUUAAACCAAGGUCCAACAGGGAAGAAAUGAAAUUCCAUGAGUUUGUAGAGAAGCUACAGGACAUACAGCAGCGGGGCAGUGAAGAGAGGUUAUAUCUGCAGCAGACUCUGAAUGACACAGUAGGCAGGAAGAUUGUCAUGGACUUCUUGGGUUUUAACUGGAACUGGAUUAAUAAACAGCAGGGAAAGCGUGGCUGGGGGCAGCUGACCUCUAACUUGCUGCUUAUUGGCAUGGAAGGAAAUGUGACACCUGCUCAUUAUGAUGAACAACAAAACUUCUUUGCUCAGAUCAAGGGCUAUAAGCGAUGCAUCCUAUUUCCUCCAGAUCAGUUUGAGUGCCUCUAUCCAUACCCUGUGCAUCAUCCCUGUGAUAGGCAGAGUCAGGUGGAUUUUGAUAAUCCUGACUAUGAGAGAUUCCCCAACUUCCAAAAUGUGGUUGGCUAUGAGACGGUGGUUGGCCCUGGUGAUGUUCUUUACAUCCCUAUGUAUUGGUGGCAUCACAUAGAAUCAUUGCUAAAUGGGGGAACCACCAUCACUGUGAACUUCUGGUACAAGGGGGCACCCACCCCUAAGAGGAUUGAAUAUCCUCUUAAGGCUCAUCAAAAAGUGGCCAUAAUGAGAAACAUUGAGAAGAUGCUGGGAGAAGCCCUAGGGAACCCGCAAGAGGUAGGCCCCUUGUUGAACACGAUGAUCAAGGGUCGAUACAACUAGCCUGUCGGAAGGUUGAGGCCUCCUUGAUGACUGCCAACCCUCCCAUCCCAUCCCAUCCCAUCUUGUCCGGUCCACGCUGCUUCGUUGAUGAGGACUGGAAGAUCCAGAGUGAUAGUAAUUGCACGCAGCACUUAACAGACUGGGUUCCUGCCCCAGCCUCCUGUGGCAGGAGUGUGAGGUCAGGGGGGCCAUUAAGCAACCCAUCCUCCUCUGCUCCUGUCUUGAGUGAUUUCUUCCUUCUCCACUUCUGUUCCUACUCACCUUCCCUUUUUGCCCCCAAGUCCUGCAUUCAUUGUGGAGUUCCAGUUUUGCGUCAUUGUCUGUGUGCUUGUCUGUCUUUGUGUCCUUCCUCCCAGGCCCCUGAGGCUGUGAUGGUGCUCUUGUCGCUUGGCAUGAUGUCCAACAGCCUCACUGCCAUUGUCUGGGUAAGGGAAGGAGCCAAGUCUACCUGGAUCAUGUUUGCAUCUUUGAAGGGAGUCUGUUGACCUGAUGACUAGUGUCCUAGGCUCCUGAAACUCCUGAGUUUUUCAGCCUUUCUUGUCUCCAUUCUGGCCAGAUACUUUGCCUGUACACCAACAGUCUAGUUUGAUUUUGUACAGUGUGAGUGUAUUCUGGGUACCACAAGAAGGAAGGAGCUGUCUGACUUAUGUGUCCAUAUUCUGGCCGGGAUCUGCCUACCAACGCUCUCCACAAUCUGACUGCCAAGACUGGCUGUGCUACAGGACUUCCUGGCCUGGGUGUGACUGUUCUGAUGGCCACACUGUGGCUGAAGUCUGUCUAUGAACACUCCACAUGCUGACUUGGUCCACUUCCACUGGGUACUACUGCAGGGAAGUUGCUGCCUGGUCCACCAAGAUGCUUUUUAUUUGGUUUUUAGACUAUUUAUAUUGGUUGGGCCUUGCUGCAGUACACUUGAGGUUUAUUAGAUAGAGCCUCCGGGGCUCAGGAAUCCCUUGUCUAGUCCCCUUCCUUUGAGGUUGAGCUCCCUGGCUUUCUUGAAACCAAUUGCUCAUUUCCCCAUCUGUGGGGACAAUGAUGGGAGUGGUAGUCACUGGGGCCUGAGAGGUAAACUGGGGCUGAUCCCCUUAUCCAUCACCUGGGGAGAUGAGCCUUGCCAUCUCCUAUAGUUCUGAAUGUACAGAUGCUCCAAACCUCUAAAAAAAGCUCCCCAAAGCGUCAAGGUAGCUACAGCCAGCAAGGACCAGGGACCUUUCCUUGGUCUUUUUGAGUGACUUGAGGACUGCCUUCCUGCAAGAAGAUUCCUUGGAAGAAAUGAGGGCAAGAGGUGGGAGGAAAUGUGUUUUAUUUUUUCCUUUUUGCCAAAGGUUUAACUUCAGUGUCUGAGCAUUGGUUCUUGUCUCCAGAAGCUCAGUUUAUAAUGCACUGAUAGACUGGUGUGUAUAGAGGAGGGGAUGUUUACUUUUGUAAAUCCCUGUGCUUUCUAUACCUGCCCUGGUGUUCUCCCUGAGGGGAACAGGGUGUGUGUGACUGUGGAAGACACGGUACCUUCUCUAGUGUAGUUCUUUUCAAUAACAACCAAUGUUGGGAAAUGA
Sarcophilus harrisii (Tasmanian devil) is the source of this 2618-nucleotide messenger RNA. It is a transcript of the gene HIF1AN, whose product is annotated as hypoxia inducible factor 1 subunit alpha inhibitor. The coding region runs from base 1 to 1065 and encodes 354 amino acids. The record is from RefSeq and is a predicted model, not a curated record. Gene Ontology annotation, cellular component: cytoplasm; nucleus. Gene Ontology annotation, molecular function: peptidyl-histidine dioxygenase activity; [protein]-asparagine 3-dioxygenase activity; ankyrin repeat binding. Gene Ontology annotation, biological process: peptidyl-aspartic acid hydroxylation; negative regulation of Notch signaling pathway. Lineage: Eukaryota; Metazoa; Chordata; Mammalia; Dasyuromorphia; Dasyuridae. The transcript has 8 exons.